AUGCCGCGCAAGAGGAAAGGUCCCAAACGGGAGCAAAGCGAAGGCGACCACACUCCGGCACCACCGCCGCAAUCCACCGCCGCAGCUACUUCAACAGCCAACACGGCAUCUACGCACCAAUCCACCAUGGACCGCCAACAAACCGCCGAGCUCGCCGUCAAUACCGCUCACAAGCGCGCACGCUACCUUACGGAAGCCGAAGAGGAUCGUCUAGGAAAGCUCGUGCAUCUCGAGCGCUGGAUCGAAAGCGUCGGCUACGGCAGAGGCGCGGCCUUCUGUGUCUGCGGCCACCUCGUCAAGGCAGACCCUCCAACCGGCUCCACUUCUGCCAACACCUUCUCCAUCGAGCUCAGCUGCAUUCAGCCUAACGAUCCCUCCUCUCGCUCGCUCCUCCACGUCACCUUCCACGACGAGCUAGCGACCAAGGUAUCCGAGCCUCUCCUCCUCCUACAUCGCCUCGGUCCUCCAGCUGUCGUCUACCUCUCUGGCUUUGCAGCAGACCUUUCAUACGCAUCAGAAGCACCGCAUCGAGUCUCCUUUGCUAACCAGAAAGCCGUCCUCAAGAUGUCUCCUCAGCCUCCCUCGUCUGACCCGACUGCCCCUACCUCGGCUAUCUGGAUCGAGCAUCUCGCCACUCCUCCAACAGCCUCCGUCAACAACACAUCCUCAGCAACAGCAUUACCAGCCGUGAUCAAUCCACAUGCUCAACAGCCCUCUCCGCUUCCGCAGCAAGGUUCAGCCACGCAUCCCCAGCCUUCGCCUCCGAGCCAGCUCAGCGAUUGGUUCUCGACCCCUGCUCCCACCACCAACGCCGGCGCUCACCCCAACGCAGUCGCAACCGCCAGCGCAGCCACACUCGUCUCCUUACCGCCGCCACCACCCCAGCCAAUGCAGCCGUCCAAAGCUUUCGCGUCGGCUCCAGCGAUCAAAUGCGAAGCACAGCCAGCAGCCUCGACCUCACGCGCUACAUCACGCCAAGCCUCGACCGCCCCACCACAGCAGCAACGUCGCAACGCGCCCAAUGUCAAGCCACGCCGGAUGGGCAACUGCCUCUACACGCCCAUGUCCAUGGUCCGCGACGGCGAGCGAGCUAGCAUCAUUGGCGUCGUCAUGUCAGCAGGCGAUCCUCGCCGCUCUACCAGUGGUACACGCGAUCUUAGCAUCAAGAUCACCAUCGCCGAUGCUUCCUGCAUCUCCGGCACCGGCUACGCAAAGGAGCUGGCACGAUCCAUGACCGUCAUGCUCUUUGCACAGCAGGCAGAACGCAUCCCGCACAACAUUGCGCCAGGUCACAUCAUUGCCGUCCGCAGCGUCCAGAUACAGAUGUUCUCCAACAAGCCCCAAGCCGUCGGCAAGUCGGCUGCCCAGUGGAGCUGGGCCACCUACGAUCCCGUUUCCGGCGACGUUCGUGCUUCGUCCAACUUUCCCCUCGCAUCUCACACUCCUCCCGAGUGCAGCGCAGACGAGAUGGAGCAUUUCCGCGACAUGGCCAAUUGGUUUUCCGAGCUCCAAGGCGUCGACGCCAACAUUGUCACCAGAUCCUCUCGCCCUACCCUCAAGCUCCGAGACGUCGGCGAGAAUACCUUCUUCGAUACCGUCGUCGAGGUUCUCAAAGUCUACACUCACACGCUUGCGCCUGAUCUCUACGUCACCGACUAUACGAAUCACUCGCUCUUCUUUCGCGGCAACGACAAGUAUCUGCGCGUCGAAAGCACCAUCCCUUACCCGGACGACACCGAUGGCUGGGGCCACGUCUUCCAGAUCAGCUUGUGGGAUAGUCAUGCCACCAUCGCCGAAGGCCUGCAGACCGGAGACAUUAUUCGCAUUCAGAAUGUACGUCCCAAACUCAACCCUCGUGGACUGCUCACCGGCGGUCUGGGCAGCAGCACCGACAGCGGCAUCAAGAUCCGCACGCUCAAGCCCACCGACGAAGCACGUAUCGAUCUCGAACAGCGACGUGCACGAUUCAUGGAGACGCUCAUGACCGCAGAGGAGGAGGCGUUUGCCGACCGGGCUGAGCGCGAAUACAGCCAAUCUUCGCAGCCAGCGCACGUGAAUGGGCGACAAGCGCAGCACGACGAGCAGGGAACAGACGAGGUACACGAAGGGGUCGCUGGCCCUUCACCGCCUGUACCCAUUCCAACUUUAGCAGCACAGAGCGGCGCGGCCUCGCUGGCCGAAACUGGCAUCGCGAACGACCCAGCUGCAGGGCCGAACGCAUCAGCAGCACCUUUCGAGUCUGCGUCGACAGCAACGAACCCCGUCGGCCCUGCAGCGCGAGUCGGAGUAGCCGCCGCCACGGAAGCAAGCCCCGUGUCGUCGACGCAGCCACCGUUCCCCACUCCUGCUCAGCGUCAAAUCCGUGCUGUGCAGCAAGCGACGCCGUCCAGAUCGAUAGACAGAGCAACCUCGACACCGCUCGGCGCAAGCGUCAACGGCAACGGCAAUCGUCCACAGGACGAGCUCUCGCUCAUCGAGACUCCCGAUCUCAAGCCGGGUCUCCUCAUGGGACCGCCCGGUGCUGCAACUCUAGAAGAGCGUCGACCGCUUCUCCGAUGCAACGCACCCGCAUCCAUCCCGCUAACCGCGCUCGCCUCACUUCCCACCACCUCCCUCUGUCCCGGCAUGUUCAAAGUGAAGGCGCGCAUCAUCUCCACCAAUCCCGCCAAAGUGGAGCAGUGGGGUCGCGUCGAGUGCAACGCCUGCAAACGCGUUCUGCCCUUGGACCAACGCUUCUGCGUCAAGUGUGGAGACGAGGAGGGCGAGUCGCUGUCGCACUGCUUCCGCUUCGCGCUUAUGCUCGAAGAGGUGGACUCCGAGUUGGUCGCUCGCAAGCAGCAGCAGCAGGGUGACAGUGGCGAGGCGGGUGUGAAGAGGACAGCGAUACCCAUGCUGUUCCACGGACGAUCUGCCGAGGUGUUGCUGCCGUGUGUCGAUCCAAAGGCGCUGUACAACGGCGAACGGUCGAGCAUCAAGACGCUGAGACGCUUUCACAACCGUCUGCUCAGGCCGGUCGAUUAUGGGUUGGAGGCGGAACAGGUGCUUGCCGUGUACAGCUAUCCGUCCAACGAGGCGGGUAGGACGGUGCGCAGGUUUGCGGCUCUCAAGGAGUUGAACUGUUUGCACAGUCCGCGCGAUCUUUUGUAG
Pseudozyma hubeiensis SY62 is the source of this 3147-nucleotide messenger RNA. RefSeq lists its product as hypothetical. The coding region runs from base 1 to 3147 and encodes 1048 amino acids. Gene Ontology annotation, biological process: telomere capping; regulation of telomere maintenance via telomerase. The transcript has a single exon. NCBI's taxonomy places the organism in Eukaryota, Fungi, Basidiomycota, Ustilaginomycetes, Ustilaginales, Ustilaginaceae. Gene Ontology annotation, molecular function: telomerase inhibitor activity; G-rich strand telomeric DNA binding. Gene Ontology annotation, cellular component: chromosome, telomeric region; nuclear telomere cap complex. The record is from RefSeq and is a predicted model, not a curated record.